AUGUCAUCGACAAUGGAUAACAACAACAAAGUUGUAUAUAAGACACGAGUGGUGUUCAAAGUGAUGGAUAUUGCAAAUAAAUUGGACACCAAUUGCAAUUGGGUGUCAAAAAAUAAAGAAAAGUUUACCACCAUUGGAUCAGAUGAGUGGAUUUGUCUUAUUUAUUGGAAAAAUCAAUCAAUUGGUCUAUAUUUACAAUUGUCUUCAAGUAAUGAAAUGCCAAUUAAAAUACAAUACGAAAUCUCUGUCAUUGAUAACAAUAACCAAUUGUUUGUCAAACAAAUGAAUGAAAAAUCAUUUGAAAAAAUUAGUGAAUUGAUUUACUUAUCGUUGAUUACAAAACAACAAUUGUUGGACAAUAAGGACAAACUAUUGAUGGAUAAUACACUCAGAUUUGGUAUCGAUAUAACCGUUCAUAAGAUGAACAAUAGUUACGCUUCUUUUGCCACAAAGAAUCGUCGUUUUAAACAAUUGUUUUCAGUCAAAGAGCUCACUGAUUGUCGACUGAUUGUAGGAAAAGACAAGAAAGUGUUUUACGCCUCAAAACUGCUUCUCAGUUCGCAAUCAGAUGUCUUCGAGAAAAUGUUUACCACUGAUUGUAAGGAAAAGACAACUAAUGUAGUGGUCAUCGAUGACGUGGACAGCGAUGUCUUCGAACAGUUUCUCCAAUAUAUUUAUACCGAAACGUGUGAUAAGUUGGUCGAUAUGUGUGAAGACCUACUAUAUGUGUCCGAUAAGUAUACGAUUGAACCGCUGAAGACUAUAUGUCUUAAUUUGAUUUAUUUGCGAAUCAAUUCAGUAAAUGCAUUGAAAACAUAUAAACUACUCAAAGAUUUUGGUGCCGAUGAAGAUCUCAUGAAAAAUGUCAAUCAGUUUAUCAGCGAAAACAUCACUUCAGUGAUCAGUAAAGAUCUAACUGAAAAACAUGGCUUCGAUUCCAAACAUAUGACACAAAUUGUGUAUAAUUUAGUUAAACAUUUGCCGGAAAUUACAACAAAAGUUAUGUUUUAUACAUACUUUUAUCUCAAUUAA
Oppia nitens is the source of this 1032-nucleotide messenger RNA. Its product is annotated as protein roadkill-like. The transcript has a single exon. Bases 1 to 1032 code for a protein of 343 amino acids. Gene Ontology annotation, biological process: proteasome-mediated ubiquitin-dependent protein catabolic process; regulation of proteolysis. Gene Ontology annotation, cellular component: cytoplasm; nucleus. NCBI's taxonomy places the organism in Eukaryota, Metazoa, Arthropoda, Arachnida, Sarcoptiformes, Oppiidae. Gene Ontology annotation, molecular function: ubiquitin protein ligase binding. The record is from RefSeq and is a predicted model, not a curated record.